Molecule: messenger RNA, 1292 nt
Organism: Aphanomyces astaci
Lineage: Eukaryota; Oomycota; Saprolegniomycetes; Saprolegniales; Verrucalvaceae
Exons: 3
Coding region: 139-1254 (371 amino acids)
Biological process (GO): carbohydrate metabolic process
Molecular function (GO): hydrolase activity, hydrolyzing O-glycosyl compounds
Source: RefSeq, a predicted model, not a curated record
AUAGCUCUUAAACUUCCAUUGUAUAUUAAUACCGUAGUGUAAGAAUAGCCUUGGAUUCGAAGGACGUCAUCUUGACGGCACUUAUUUUAAGUGAAGUCGCACAGACGUCAUCGCUUCGUGUCACUUCGCAAUAUUUCCAUGAUGAGCCGACGGUGGCCUUUUCUUGCAGUGCUCUGCACAGCUGUGUAUGGUGUCGACUUUAAGCUUUACGGAGUCAACUACAACUCGCGUCAGGGACCUGACUGGGACCCGAAUCGGUGCAAGUCCCAAGCCCAAGUGGACACAGACAUGGUGGCCAUCGCGACCGUGGCUUCCCGCGUGCGCAUCUUCAGUCUGGUGGACUGCAACCAAGGUUUCAUGGUCACAACGGCGGCCAAGAAGGCGGGGCUCGGCAUCUGGCUCGGCAUGUGGGUGUCCAACAACCAGUCGUCCUUGAACAACGAGCUGGCGGCACUGGACGCGCUCGUCACGAACAACGUUGUGGACAACUCCAUCGAAGGCAUUCACGUUGGCAGCGAAAGUUUGUACCGCAAGGACAUCACCCCCGACCAGGCAAUCAACUACUUUGCAGCAGUGAAGACGUACCUUGGCUCCAAGCAGCUGACGUUUCCCGUGUCCAUCACAGACGUGCUGGACACGCUACUAGAGUACCCGCAGGUGAUUUCUGCUGUGGAUAUCGUGAUGGCCAACGCCUUUCCGUUUUGGGAGCAAGUCGACGUCGACGCGGCUGUCAAUUCGUUCAAGACCAAGUUUAAUACCCUGGUCGGCGCGGCGCACGGCAAGGAGGUCCUGAUCGGGGAGACCGGCUGGCCUUCCGCCGGCGUUAACACCAAGGCGUCUGUGGCGAGUCCAAUCAACCAAGCCACGUACGUGGCCAACUUCGCAGCGUUUGCCGCCGCGGCCGAGUUGAAGUAUUUCAUGUUCACGGCCUUCGACGACCUGUGGAAGAUUGCCCAAGAAGGGGUCAUCGACACAGUGGAAGCGCAUUUUGGACUGUUUGAUGCUACCAGAAACCUCAAGCCGGAAUUGGCGUACCUCACGACGGGUGGGUACACUCCGGUUGGCGGGGACGGGAACACCGCGGUGCGGUCUGGCUCAUCCCCGACGCUUUUCCCUAUUGCCGACGGCUCGGCGACCACCACGCAGGUUCCCCAAGCUCCAGCCCAGACUUCGCCUGCUGUACCGACUAAUGUUCGACAGUGGUGGAGGUUGGCGCUUGGAAUUGCGCUCGUACUGCUACUUUUGCCAGCAUAAUCCAAGGCGUAAACACGAAUUUUGAAUUUGCAUAUGGA